Messenger RNA from Penaeus monodon (black tiger shrimp), 1623 nucleotides. RefSeq names its product piggyBac transposable element-derived protein 4-like. Lineage: Eukaryota; Metazoa; Arthropoda; Malacostraca; Decapoda; Penaeidae. The record is from RefSeq and is a predicted model, not a curated record.
CCGAGGCCGUCCACCUCGACAUUUUUGUCAGAGUCGAGUUCCUCGGAGGACGACGACACUGGGGAUGAGCUAAUCCCCAACGAUGACUCAGCCUCGGACAUUGAUUAUGAGGCCCCAAGUGACGAUGACUUAGACUUCGUCUCACACUCGUUGGACUCGACAUUCGAUAGUGAUGAGCCUCUGUCCGCCCACGUCAAUAAAACAUGGAAUAGCAACGCUCCAGGGACCCCAGACUUUAGGUGGAGGAGGAGGGAGAAUGUACCCAGAAAAUACAGUUUUUCUGGUACACCUGGGGUCAAGGUUGACUUGGCCGAAGAUUCGAGUCCGCUUGCAGUCUACAGGGAGUUCAUCACUGACGAACUUAUUGACUUCAUAGUGGAAGAGACGAAUAGAUUUGCGGAGGCGAACGAGACCGGACGAAGACGGCGAUGGACCCCAAUCACGAGUGCCGAGCUCCAUGUUUACCUUGGGCUCCGGCUGCUGAUGGGGAUAAAUAAGAAACCUCGGCUGGCCUUUUACUGGUCGAGGAAUCCAGGGGUGGCCAUGCCAAUUUUCCCGUCGACCAUGCCUCGCGAGAGGUUUGAGCAGAUUUCCCGCAACCUCCAUUUUCAGAAUAAUGAGGGGCAACUUGAAGAGGAUGAUCGACUGUGGAAGCUGAGGGAAGUCAUUACCAUUCUUGGCGAUCGAUUUAGGAAGGUCUUCACCCCGGAUAGGCAUAUAUCGAUUGACGAGUCAUUGUGGAAAUUUAGGGGUCGCCUAAGUUUCCGCACUUACAAUCCGAGCAAGCGGGCAAGAUUUGGCAUAAAAGUUUAUAAACUUUCAGCCAGCGGGAUACACUGCCGUUUUCAAGAUAUAUACUGGCAAGGAGCAGGGGUCUCGGGACGUGGACUCCCGUAGUUCCCCUACCGGCAUGUUGGCGUUGUCCUGGAUGGAUGUAAAGCAGGUAAAUAUGCUUUCUACGGUCCACACAUCACACACGGUGGAGGUUCUGCGCCGUGGAGGUUCGAUGGUCUCCAAGCCAGAGUGCGUCGUUGCGUACAACGACGGAAUGAAAGGAGUGGACUUGGGCGACCAGCUGGCUCAGUCAUACCCUUCAGUGCGCAGGUCACUGAAGUGGUAUAAGAAGAUUUUUUUUUAUAUUUAUGACUUGGCUACUGUAAACAGCCACUCUGUUUACAAGUAUUUGGGAAACAGGUGCGAGCAAAUAGAUUUUCGCCUCGACCUCGCCAUGUCCAUUAUCAACAGUUUCCUCCCUGACAUCGAGCCCUACAGUGCAAGAGGGCGCCCGUCAACGCUGCCUUCUCCUUCCAGGUUUCAGGGCAGGACUGCACAUAUUGUGAGGGAGACGCCUGGAAGGAAAUACAGAAGAUGCUUCCUCUGCUACAGGGCCGGAAGGAGGAAGAUGACCAGAACUGUGUGUCCGGCAUGCGAGGUGUCGCUAUGCACCUACGGGUGCUUUGAAAAGUACCACUCGCAGAAACAUUUGACAUAAAUAAAACAAUAAAAUGGUGAUGGGUACAAUUCUGUUUCUUGUUCUCCUUUCUGUAAUUGAAAGAGGCAGCUAAGUCCACAUUCUGACCUCCUAUAUAACAAAACAGCAACUUUUAUAAUUCAUAAAUAAGC